Messenger RNA from Oppiella nova, 296 nucleotides. The record is from the annotation of a GenBank genome assembly. Lineage: Eukaryota; Metazoa; Arthropoda; Arachnida; Sarcoptiformes; Oppiidae.
UAAAAAUGUCUCAAAUAUUGAUCACAAGAUGUUUCGUAAGAUUUCAUUACUUUGUAAAUUCAGUCAAAUAUCUGUCAUUUGGGACACAAAUCAUGCAAAAGUGUAGACUUUUAAACACAUUGAAAGAGAUCUCAAAGACUACUCUUAAGACAAAGCAAUGUCUGUCGAGAAGUGAUAAUAAAGUGUCGACUAAUACGCCGAAGCAUUUGUGGUGUUGGGAUAUAAUCACUGGUCUAUUGCUAUGGUUGGGAGUCAUCGAAGAGCCGGAAGACCCGCUGAUAUUAACCAUAAAAAGA